Molecule: messenger RNA, 1440 nt
Organism: Acaulospora morrowiae
Lineage: Eukaryota; Fungi; Glomeromycota; Glomeromycetes; Diversisporales; Acaulosporaceae
Source: the annotation of a GenBank genome assembly
AUGUAUUCAAAAGACUUGUCGGCUGCCCUUCUCAGGGAUAUUGCAAAUAUUUACAAAGGUGCAGAUGACUACAAUCUGCAAAUAAUCGUAGGCGAAGAACCAAAUACUGAAGUUUUCAAGGCUCAUUCGGUGAUUUUACGGGCUAGGUCUUCUUAUUUUCAUGCCGCCCUAUCCAAUAAUUGGGUAAUUAGGGAUGGAGAUAUGAUGCGUUUCAAAAAGCCAAACAUUUCUCCGGAUGUAUUUCGGAUCAUUCUGAAAUAUAUUUAUACAGGAACGAUUAGCCUCGAUCCUAGUAAUGGUGAAAUAAACUACGUGGAACUGCUUACUGCCGCCGACGAACUAACUCUCACCGAUCUGGUCGACUACAUCCAGGACCACAUUAUCAACAUGGAUCGCAUCUGGUUCCAACGUAACAUCGUUCAAGUUUUUAACACCGUUUCCUGUCAUGAAGUGCUUUUCCGUAAACUCCUUGACCAUUGCACGAAAAUCAUUAUCAACGACCCCAAAAUCCUUUUCACCUCCGGAGAUUUUGGUCAACUAAACGAAGAUGCCUUGCUUUCCAUCAUCUCUCAGGACACCUUACGAAUGAAGGAAAUUCAAAUUUGGGAAUACCUUCUCAAAUGGGGACUGGCUCAAUCCAAUAUGUUCGAUUUGGAUCCCAAGAAUUGGAGUCCUGAGGAAUUUCAGGAAUUGGAAAAGGUGCUUCACAACAGUAUCUCUCAUAUCAGAUUCUUUCAGUUAUCCUGUAACGACUACUAUUACAAGAUUAGACCUUACAAAAAACUAUUACCCAAAGAACUUCGUGAGAAUCUAAAAUUAUUCUUUAUAAUUCCAAAUAGUAUUCCAAAAUCUUCUUUCUUACCACCAAGAAUUCCAAAGCUUGCUCUUGAUUCUACCAUUAUCGAUACUAAACGUGCAGCAUUACUUUGUAGUUGGGUAGAUCACAGGGAAGGCACUUCACUUUAUCUCCCUCACGAAAAUCCUUAUAACCUAAAACUCUUAUUAAGAGGAACUCGAGAUGGAUUUUCAGUUGAGGACUUUAAAAAGCGAUGUUUCAAUCAAGGUCCAACAUUGGUGGUCAUACAGUCUGGUUCGUCAAACUCUUCAACAGGAUUGACUAGAUCUGGACAAAUUAUAAUUGGUGGAUAUAACCCUUCGAGUUGGUCGGGAUCGAACAAGUUCACGCAUUCUACGGAGAGUUUCAUAUUUUCGUUAUGCAGCGACGCACAAUCUCAUAUCACCACAUUAAGCAGAGUCAUAGUGGAGAACGACGCAAUCUCGGAUGAUGACAGUCAAUUUAUCGGGUUUGGGCAUGGGGACUUGUACAUUUUUAAAGGAAGUUGCCAGAAGAGAGAUUAUAUGUACGGGAUUUUGGAUAAGACCAAGUUUACUAUGGAUGAAUUGGAAGUAUUUCAAGUGGUAAAGGGUCUGGAUUCUUGA